GAAACAUCCAGCCGUCGAAGCAUCGUCAUGGCAGCGGCAGCGGCUGCAGGGAGUGCGGCUGAGAAACGGAAGCGACCAAGUCCUGGUGGUGGGGCUGAGGAUGAGUGCGGCAAUCUGGAUGAGAGCAUCGCACACUGCCAGCAGCUCUUGGACGCGCUGCAGGAGAUCAAGAAUGACCUCAUGCAGCAAGAGCGGGCCAUUGGCGGGACGGCAGAUACCAGCGAGCCAUCUGUAAGCAGGCAGAAAUGGAGGAAAAGGCACGGCUUAAGUCACAUGCACUGUUCGCGUGCCUUCCUCUUUGUGCUGUCGUCAUCAGGCCGAGUGCAUGCGUGAGAUCUUGGCCUUCAACGUGGGCGGCGACACGACCGUCAAGGCUCGGCGGUCCACUCUGUGCGCCGUCAAGGGCACCGUGAUGGCACUCCUGUUCUCGGGCCGCUUCGACGCGGGAUUCAGACGGGACAGCAACAACCGCAUCUUCCUCCAGCUGUUUCCGGAUGCUUUUACGUGGUGGGCAGACACAGCAUGACUGGGGCAGGGCGUGGAUCUCACACUGCCCCUCUGAGUGUGUGCGUGCGCUUUGUUUUUCAGGUUGGUAGGGCAGCUGCUCACAUAUGUCGGCGAGCAGACAAUCGAUAGCAUCGUCAUACCAGAUUCCAGACGAAACGACACGCCGUUCAAGUAAGCCACACCGACAGGCAGACAGACAGACAGAUAUACAGACGGCCGCGCGAGUUGUUGUGGUUGACAUGUUGUGAUGUGGCUGGUGUCUGUCAGGUAUUGGGUAGAGUUGUUGAUGUCGGACCCCGGCUACAAGCGCCGUGCGAGCCGUGUGCAGAUCCCCCCCCUCACACAAGACCAGCAGGAGGAGCAGCAGCAGGGAGCGGGCGGCGAGCAGCAGCAGCAGCAGCAGCAGAGAGAUGCUGAGGACCUCUCUGUAGAGCUGACGAGUAUGAUCAGGAGGGCCAAGGCUGACAGGGAUGCCCAGAUGGAGCGCCUCCAGGCCAUCAGGCCGCUGCUCAAGACUGGCAACGUAGAGGACGAUGCGGUGAGGUGAACAGAGAUGGGCAGAGGAAGGCCAACUCGAUGACGCGCUCUGUGCGUCAUUUCCAUGUUGGCAGUUGGUGUCGAUUGAGGUGUCUGGUGCCGUCGUGACGGUGACCAAGGGCGUUGCCACUUCGCUCGGUGACGACUCCACCUUCGCAAACAUAUUCCUCAAGUGAGCAGCUGCCGUCACCGCACGCACACACAGACAUCUCCACUGGAUGCGAUGCUGUCUGCGCGUGUGUCAGGUAUGACCGCAGUAGUCAUGAGGUAGAUCCAGCGUACGUGCGGCGCAUCGUGGACGCGGUGGCACGUGCCCACAUGAUGGGUGUGGCCGUCAAGGCGCUCGAUGUGCAGGGGGCGGUGGGGGAGCUGGCCAUCAAGGGAUACCGACACGCACUCACAAUGUAAAAACGGUGUGCGCACACAAGGCUGCUCAGCACACAAGGCCAGGCCUUGACGCCUCUUCUGUGUCUGAAUGUGUGUUAGGUACGGUUUGGAUAGCGAUCGCUAUUUGGGCCCUGUCGACGGGCUCCUCAAGCUGGAGCACCUGCAGAAGAUGCGGCAGUGGUGUGAGGACGAGGAGGAGGACCCUCCUGCCAUUCCCUCCCACUUGGGCGAGCCGCUCAUCCGCAUAUACAAGUGAGGAAGAAGACCGAAGCAACUGCCAGCAUGACGGUCAUCUCUCACUCUGCCUCUAUGUGUCGUGUCAGGGCGACUGUGGAUGGGUGGAAGUGGUUGGAUUUCCUGGAGGCCGUCAAGGGCCACUCCCCUCUGCUGCUCAUCUCCAAGGUCGACGCCACCACCGAGCUGUUCGCCAUCAUCAUCGACGGGCCCAUCGAGGUCGCGGGGGCGGCCGAGACCGAGCACGACACGAGAGCGCACGCCUUCAAGCUGCAGGGGACCGACAGCCACCCAUACGUGGGCUACAUGGGCUGGCGGAGCAACAUGUACAUCGCGGGCACACAGGUGGGUACUCAUUCGAAUGAGCGAUUCAGGCAGGCGGUCAUGGUGAUGGUCUGCUCUCCAUCCGUGUGUGCAGGAGAGAGUCACCCAGACCAUCGAUUUGUCUUCACCCGCCUCCGACGCGCCGGCCGUCCUUGUCACCGCAUGUUUCGAUUUCGGCAUCCGACCGGCCGCCCAGCAGAUCGGUGCCCCAGCAGCGGCCAGCGACGAGACCAUGAAGCGCUGCCAGGGGUACAUUCUGGAGCACGACCAGCCCGACGUGUGGCUCCAGUGGCAGCGGCCGAGUGUGAGGCCGGGCCACCACGGCUGGGACGAUGAUAGCGUGUACCAGUGGUGUUCAGUGAAGGGGUUUCACUUCAACCUGUCCGACUUGGAGGCAUACAAACUGGGGUGAGGAUGGGGGCCCUAGCCGUCCUGUUUGUACAGUGCAGUGCAGUGCAGUGCACAGACCGUGAUACGCAAUGGUUGCGUGAAUGAGUCGAUUCAC
This is a messenger RNA of Vitrella brassicaformis, 2494 nucleotides long. NCBI's taxonomy places the organism in Eukaryota, Vitrellaceae. The record is from the annotation of a GenBank genome assembly.